UCCAUCUGCGUGACAAAACACGGAAGUGCUUUGGUCUGUUGUUGACAGGUCUUUUCUGUCCUGUGUUGGGCCUCGCUACAGCAUUAGCAACGGAUGGAAAUGUCUCCUGCAGUAAAUAUAUAUUUUAUAGGAGGUUAUUAUCCGUUAUGUUUUUAGAUAAUAAUUCAUAUUUAACCUGUUUUAUCUUGGGUGAUAAUCACUGGUCAGCUAGCUAGCCAUGUUAGCCAACGUUAAUUUACAAAUUCUGGACAGGCUAUGGAUUAUUACUCCUAGUUAAAAAGCUUGUAGUAUAACAAUAUAGAAUAUUGGAACCAUAAUUUAAAAGGGUAGCUAAGUAUCUUCUUGUUUAGUCAGAUAAUGUAUGUAGUUAAUAUAAUAAGUGGCUAGCUACCUUGACUUAAUAACUUAGUACAAUAUUUAUGGUUAAUGAUAUUCGACAGGUAUUGUGACAAGUGAAAUUAAAACUUUGAAGCUAAUUAAAACAAUUUUUCUUGUUUCCUUAUAGAUGUCAGUGGAACUCGAUGUGUUUGUGGUUAACACCACCAUUAUGGACGAGGAAGUCUAUCAGUUAUGGCUGGAUGGCUACACAGGUUUGGCCCACAACAUUCACCAACUCACACACAUAUAGCUAUACUAUACACAGACAUCCAUCAAAGUUACUUAAUCAAAUUAUCUAUGACAUAAACCGUGAAUCCUGUUUCUUUUCUGCCCCAUCCUCAGUGAAUGAUGCAGUGAAGGUUCGUAUGGAGGGAGGGGUAUUGGAGGGGUGUGAAGCCAGUGCUGAGGUUCUGCACAGUGACACCAUGGAUCAGUACAGAACCUUCCAGAUGUGUGAGCGCCUCCUGCACAGCCCUGCCAAACUGGCCAAUCAGCUGUUGUUCCAGAUCCCACCUCAUCGCCAGGCCAUGCUCAUAGAGAGGUGCUCUACCAACUCCUGAUACACAUCUUUAUAUCUUAUCUCCCUCUGCCUUAAACGUCGCCUAAUCUGUCAGUCUGUCUCUCUCCUCAUUCCCUGUGUAAAGGUACUAUGCGUUCGACAGCGUGUUUGUGCGAGAAGUCCUUGGGAAGAAACUCUCAAAGGGGACCAAGAAGGACCUUGAUGACGUCAGUGCAAAGACUAGCGUCACACUGAAGAGCUGCAGGCGGCAGGUAGCAGAAUCCUAAGAGGGACUCUCCCAAUAACAAUCACUAUAUCUCAGACCUGUAACAUUGGUGAGACUGUCCUGCCUGUACAGAUUCUAUGAGCUCAACAGAGCUCUAGACACUGCUAUUUUCUGAAUUAUCACCUUUUUCUCCUAGUUUGAUAACUUCAAGCGUGUAUUCAAAGUUGUGGAGGAACUGAAGGGACCCCUGGUGGAGAACAUUCGUCAGCACUUCCUUCUCUCUGACAACCUGGCCAGGUAACAGUAGAAUAGAGUGGAAUUUACAAUUCAAUGUGAUAUAAUCUUGUCUCCAUUUCUUUUUUACACUUUUUAUGGUUUUAUAAAACUCUUUAUGUCUCCUCUUCUCAGGGAUUACGCUGCCAUCGUUUUCUUUGCCAACAAUCGCUUUGAGACGGGGAAGAGGAAGCUGCACUAUCUUACAUUCCAGGACUUUGCCUUCUGUGCAGGGCAGCUCAUCAGCAACUGGACCGUGGGAGCAUUGGGUGAAUCCCUGAUCUAUCAGAUGUGCAGUGCAAUCAGUCCUGAUUCGUUAUGAGGCCUGCAUUAAUUGAAGUUCUGCAAACAAUUAUACAAUCACAGCACUGUAAUAUAAUAUGGCAAUAUCAAAUGUCUGAAGUAGUUUGUCUUCUCAGAUAACAUGGUGGAAGACAUGGACGUGGAUCUUGAGAAGGAGUUCUUACAAGAUCUAAAAGAACUGAAGAUUUUAAUCACUGACAAGGAUCUGCUUGACCAGCACAAGAGGUAUGAGAGUGUGGUUCAUUUGUUAUUGAUUGCCUGAUUUGUAUGUUAAUGAUUGGUUUUCUUUGAGUUCCUGUCAAGAAUUCACAUAAAGAUUUUUUCUCUUCAUAUUGUGUGUGUACAUUGUGUGUGUUGUAUUAUUAUGAAUGAUAAUAUUUGCUCUUGUUCCUGUUUCUCUUGUCCCCUCUGCUCCACUCAGUUUGGUGUGCACAGCUCUCCGGGGGAAGACCAAAGCGUUUAAUGAGAUGGAAGCCAACUUCAAGGUGAGUGACGACACAUGCUUGUGUUUAUCCAACAUGGCUGCUAUAGCAACAACAGACCACCCAGUUUCAUAGGAGGUGAUGUCCAGUCCAGCCUACUACAAACAUCUGUAAAUCAGUCAAUAGAAAGUGUGGUAACCAUGGUUAUAUAGGGUCAAAUGUGCACAUAAAUUGUCUAAUUCAAACUGUUCACAAACAGUUUGAAUUAUUUAUAAACUGCAGUAUCAAAAACCUUGUAAUUAUUUGAUAAUUAUUUGAAACAAACUCUUCUCUCUAUUUUCGUCCAUAGAAUCUCUCCAGAGGCCUUGUCAACAUUGCUGCCAAACUAACCAACACAAAAGACGUCAGAGACUUCUUCAUUGACCUGGUGGAAAAGGUACAUUUAUAAAUCAUUAGUAGUGUCGUAGUAAAUCUUUCAUCUCUAUAUUCAACACUGGCUCUGGCUUAUGAGGCCAAUAAGGUCUACAGACAUUUGUGCUACCCAUGAGACUGUGAUGUCAUCUCUCCCUCUCCGUUCCUCCGUUCCUCCCUCCCUCCCUGCCAGUUUAUUGAGCCGUGUCGGUCAGACAAAUGGACAGCAGGAGACAUGAGGCUCUACCUCACUCACUACACUAACUCUGCACACAUACUCGACACAUUCAAGUGAGUAUAAUAUAGUUGUUAUACAUAUUAUGCUGUCUGUCUCAUCAAGGCCAUCAAGGUGACAUAGGCUGCAGUUGUAUAUUUUUCUUCAUAUUCACAUCCUAGUUGUCACCAGUGGGUGUCACUGCAUCUCCCUCCAUGUUUCUUUAAACUAUAGUUACCUUGUUUCUCGCACAGCCAUUCUGGAAUGUAGUUAACGGUUUACACAACCCUGCACCACGACACACUCAACAAAGACAUAUUCAUCGGACAACCAUAUUAAAACAUAGGCCUCUCAUUAAACUGAAUGAACAAAGAUCACUCCAUAUUAUGAACCUUGGCCAGCUCUCAUAAUGAGAAUUUGUUUUGAGCCUUCUCUAUUCUCCUUCUCUCUUCCUCUCUCACAGACACCAGGAAGUGUGGGACAGGUACAUGGGAGUGAUAAAAAGCUGCAUCCUCAAAAUGUACCAUGACUGAGAUGUUUCCUUGCUCAACUAUCUACCCGGAACUUUCUGUCAUCUUUCUAUUGGAGUCGUGUCUUCUUUCCCUCCUUUCCUCUGCAAUCGUCAUGUAAAUCCUCCGCUCCGUCUGUCAGAUGUCUUCCUCCUCUAAUGCCAGUUCCCACAUUUCUCCGUCCUUCAUGCCGUUAUGCUGUUUUUUUCCCCUCGGUCUCUUCUGACGACCUACUUUGCAAUGUCAUCAUGUAUAUCACAUCAUUUUUAUUGUAAAUAAAGUCAACUCAUUAUAUACUGA
Molecule: messenger RNA, 3535 nt
Organism: Coregonus sp. 'balchen'
Lineage: Eukaryota; Metazoa; Chordata; Actinopteri; Salmoniformes; Salmonidae
Source: the annotation of a GenBank genome assembly